Messenger RNA from Desarmillaria tabescens, 1373 nucleotides. RefSeq names its product prim-pol domain-containing protein. Gene Ontology annotation, biological process: DNA replication, synthesis of primer. Gene Ontology annotation, cellular component: alpha DNA polymerase:primase complex. Lineage: Eukaryota; Fungi; Basidiomycota; Agaricomycetes; Agaricales; Physalacriaceae. The transcript has 6 exons. Bases 14 to 1252 code for a protein of 412 amino acids. The record is from RefSeq and is a predicted model, not a curated record.
ACCUUCUACCACCAUGGCUAUUCCUUCCAGCGACAUCGACUCGUUUUCUCCAGAUGCGAUGCGUCUUUUUUAUCGUCGCUUAUACCCAUUUCGCUCCAUAUUCACCUGGUUAAACCAACAACAUGCUCCAACACGCUUGUUCACCCACCGCGAAUUCGCUUUUACGCUCCCAGGGGAUAUCUACCUUCGGUACAACUCAUUUCCAAAUGCAGAAGAGCUGAAAAAGCAGGUCUGCCAUCUCAAUCCAUCUCGAUUCGAAAUUGGACCCAUGUACAGCGUUCGCCCAAAGGAUCGGAGAACUGCGCGUCAAGGGGCAUUCUUCCCUGUUCAACGUGAACUGGUAUUUGAUAUCGAUAUGACGGAUUAUGACCCCAUUCGCACAUGCUGUUCAGAGACUGCUAUCUGUAGGCGUUGCUGGGGUUUCAUAUCUGCCGCUGUCCACGUCUUAGAUACGGCCAUUCGGGACCAGUUUGGAUAUCAACACCUACUAUGGGUCUAUUCUGGUCGACGUGGAAUCCACUUGUGGGUAUCAGAUAAGGAAGCGAUGGAGCUGACCGACGAGGAGCGGAGGGCAAUGGUUAAUUGGCUGACAGUCGUGCAGGGUGGGAAGGAGCCGGGGAAGAAAGUCAACGUUCGUAUUGGUUCUCGGGCUCUACCACCGUCGCUGCAAGAAUGCCUACAAGACCUUGCUGAGGUUUUUACCGAUCUUAUCCUCCAAGAUCAAGAUUGUUUUGCCACGGAAGAGGGAUAUGAAGCUCUUUUAAAGCUUCUACCCGUUCCUGAUGUUGUCGAUGCUCUUCGGACCAAAUGGUCGGCUGACCCGACGCGGUCCUCGUCAGAGAAAUGGACAGACCUCAAAGCUCAGAUAAAAAAGUCGUCGGAAAAAGCAACAUUGACGGCAGCAUUAGAAGAUAUCAUUCUCCAGUACACCUAUCCUCGCCUCGAUGCAGAGGUCUCGAAACAUAGAAACCAUCUGCUCAAGGCACCUUUUGUUGUACACCCCGGGACAGGCCGAGUCUGCGUGCCCGUCGAUCCGACGAGUAUAGAGGAGUUUGAUCCGGAGAAAGUGCCGACAGUGGGUCAGCUACUCGAAGAGCUAAAUCACAUUGAGGGUAAGGAAGAAUCCGGAGACAGUGAUUCUGAUUGGCAAAGAACAUCCUUGAAACCUUACGUCGAAAUGCUAGAUAAACAUGUUGCAAGCAUCAUGAAUGACAUCCGAAAGGUGAAACUCGAAAAUGACAUGUCAUGGUAAUGUUUACAUGCCGCCACCCCUGCCGUUACUGGUCAUUUUUCCUGCAUUUACUUUCUGUAACUAAUGGUGUACAUCUUAUUCUGAAUUCCAUAUAUAACUACUCGGCCAGUAACCCAAGACG